Molecule: messenger RNA, 1521 nt
Organism: Parastagonospora nodorum SN15
Lineage: Eukaryota; Fungi; Ascomycota; Dothideomycetes; Pleosporales; Phaeosphaeriaceae
Exons: 2
Coding region: 1-1521 (506 amino acids)
Biological process (GO): NAD+ biosynthetic process
Cellular component (GO): cytoplasm
Molecular function (GO): pyridoxal phosphate binding; kynureninase activity
Source: RefSeq, a predicted model, not a curated record
AUGUCACAAACUACGAAUUCAUACGAUAGCUUCCAGGAUGCGGAUCUGUGCUCAGCCGCGUUCGCGGAGAAGCAAGAUGAAAAAGAUAAGCUCACCAAAUUGAGAGAAGACUUCUACAUUCCUACGAAAGGCGACCUGAUAAACAAGAAAUAUGGCUUCCAGAAGUCUGGGAAUAAUGCCAAAGGACAUGAAAAUGGGAAGUGCAUAUACUUCUGCGGUAAUUCACUGGGUCUGCAGCCCACACGAACGAAGGAAUAUAUCAACCGAUACUUAGACACUUGGGCAUCCAAAGGCGUGUUUGGGCACUUCACGGACUAUGAGGGAGGUCUGCCACCAUGGCUACACAUCGACGAUGCCGUCAAGGAGCAGACAUCCAAGAUAGUCGGAGCAUUACCCAGUGAAGUGGUGAUCAUGGAGACGCUGACUGCAAACUUACAUUUGCUAAUGUCGAGCUUCUACCGACCGACCAAGGACAGGUGGAAGAUCAUUAUUGAGGGCAAGGCGUUUCCCAGUGACCAUUAUGCCGCUCUCUCUCAAAUCGCACACCACGACCUUGACCCUUCAGCACUCAUCACCAUCGAACCUCCCUCGUCUUCCGCACCAUACUUGUCAAACGAGCACAUACUCUCUGUGAUAUCGAAGCACGCCGCCACCACUGCACUAGUCUUGCUUCCUGGCAUACAAUUCUACUCGGGCCAAUUUUUCGACAUCGAGUUGAUAACACGGCACUGUCGCGCACUGGGCAUCACUGUUGGUUGGGAUCUUGCACACGCGGUAGGAAACGUACCACUCAAGCUUCAUGACUGGAACGUCGACUUCGCAGCAUGGUGCAACUACAAAUACAUGAGCGGCGGUCCAGGUGUCAUUGGUGGCGCAUUCGUGCACGAACGGCAUGGCACAGUCGGAGAAACAGCACCCACAACUACACCGGACGGUACGAACGGCAACCCAAAGACCAUCUCUGAUGAAUCUCUUACCUACCGUCCCCGUCUCAGUGGCUGGUGGGGUAACGACAAAUCCAGCCGCUUCACAAUGGACAACAAAUUCGUCCCAAUCCCUGGCGCCAGCGGUUAUCAACUCAGCAACCCCAGCGCCCUCGACAUGACAUCGGUAAUGGCUAGUCUCGACGUCUUCGCCCUGACCACCAUGGACGCACUACGAGAACGCAGUAUUCGACUGACGGGAUAUCUCGAAGCGCGACUCCUGCGGUAUCCUGGCGGAGAGCCACCGUAUACCAUCAUCACGCCGACGAAUCCGGCCGAGCGCGGCGCGCAGCUGAGUGUGAUGCUGAGGCCUGGGAUGUUGGAUAGCGUGCUGCAUCAUCUGGAGAAAGAAGGCGUUGUCGUGGAUGAGCGGAAGCCGGAUGUGCUUCGGAUUGCGCCGGCGCCGCUGUACAAUACGUUCCGCGAUGUUCAUGACUUCAUUGGAAUAUUCCAUGAGGCGUGUCGGAAGGCUCUUGUUAAGCCUGCUGAAGCGCCGAAACAUAGCGAGGGCGUUCCUAAGGCGAUUCAGACUACGUAG